Molecule: messenger RNA, 1704 nt
Organism: Caenorhabditis elegans
Lineage: Eukaryota; Metazoa; Nematoda; Chromadorea; Rhabditida; Rhabditidae
Gene: F32G8.2
Exons: 15
Coding region: 19-1704 (561 amino acids)
Source: RefSeq, marked reviewed
AUUACCAAGUCCAUCAAGAUGUUAUGCAGUUUGAAAAAUCAAGUUAAAAUAUUUCCUUCUUUAAUUUUUGCGAUUUUAUCAUGUUUACUGAUAAUAUUUAUUGUUGGUAUCACUCAUAAAGCCAAUUAUAACACAAAUGUUGGAUUCGAGAAAAAAUAUGAAUACGCAUACACAAUGCAAGAUACUCGUGAACAGUUGGGAAAUUUUUGUAAAUUUCCAUUUUUAUUCUUUGCAAACUAUGACGUCGAAGAUGGGAUUUACAAUGUUGACCCUGAAGACGAUUGUGUUCCUGAUGAAUUGAACAAAUACGUUAAUUUUUCAACAACUAGUGUUCUGACAUAUCGACCUCAGCCGAUAACAAAUUUGAGCCUGGAGCCAAUCAGGUGUGCAUAUCAAACAAAUAACGGCUUAUCAAAGCAAUUUUUCGAGAUUGAACCCAACGUUCCUAUUCAAAUUCCUCAUUAUAACUUUUUGGUUUCUUGCAAAAGAAAUGAAAAAGAAGUGUUUGUGAAGCCAUUCGUCAAUUUUGGUGUAAUACCAAAGGAAGUGCCAGGAGAAUCUGUUGCUGUAAUAUUACUUCCAUCUAUAAAUCAUAUGCUUUUUACCAAGAAAAUAAUACGAACCAAAACUGUUAUGCAAAAGAACGGUUUCAAAUUUGCUCAAAUGUUGAAUAUGAAAGAAACCAAACCAUUUCUGGAUCUUCUUUUAGAACUUGGCAUUUCUAGUGAAAUUAGUGUAUUUCAACAAGCAAAGAAACAUAAUUUUACUACUUUCUUUUCCGGACCCCAACAAAUUCGGGAAUUAAUCGAUGUAGACUACGAUACUAUGGAACAUAGAAAUUAUAUUUCCAAUAAUCUUAUUGAUGAGAACUUUUGUCUUCAAGAUGGAAGGAAACUUAUGGAUGAUCAGUUGGAGAAUAUGGAAUUGUUUUUGGAAAGUACGAGUGAAUCGAAAUUUUUCGCUUUGAUGUUUUUAGAUGAUUAUGGAAGCCAAAAAAGUUUGAUCGAUUUUGAUUUAAGUAAUAUGUUCACUCGAUUACAACAGAAAGGAAUAUUUAAAAGCACGACAUUCAUUGUAACAACCUACAAUUUGUCAGCCAAAGAAGUAACAGAUGAGCAAUCUAAAAAUCCAUUUUUCGCAGUCAGACUUUCCGACACUUUAAUGAAAUCUCAUAAGACAGAAUCACACUUUCUUCAUUUAAACUUUCAUAGACUGUUAACUACUUCUAAUUCUUAUCAUUUGAUAAUGAACUUACUUGAUCCAAAAACAUCAUUCAAUCUUUCUCCAUUUUCAUUACAGUCAACAACAAGAUCUUGCCAAUCAGAAAACUUAUCCGACGAAAUAUGUCUUUGUAUGAAACCGAUUCCAGUUCCUGAUUUCAUAAAUCCAGUUAACAUAAAUUUCAUGCAAAAGCUAGAAAAGGAGUUUGGGAAGGAAAUCAAAAUGUACAAGUGUGUUCAAUCAUUUGAAAUGGGAAAUCAAACGGCAUUCUUUGAAUACGACAAUUCAAAAGGAAAAAUUCGAAUCGUGGAGUUGUCGGCUAAAGCAAGAGUGUUAGGAAAGAGACGGAAUAUAAUAGAUGUUCCUCUCAAGAAAACAUUCAUCUACGAUGUUGUUCUUGAGACUUUCCGGGAAUUUGACUAUGCUAGAAUAAUUCGUGGUCAUGAAGUGCAAAUUCCUAUUGUUAGCAUUUGUGUUCUAUAA